Messenger RNA from Xenopus tropicalis (tropical clawed frog), 1551 nucleotides. RefSeq names its product C-reactive protein. Gene Ontology annotation, cellular component: extracellular region. The coding region runs from base 378 to 1151 and encodes 257 amino acids. The record is from RefSeq and is a predicted model, not a curated record. Lineage: Eukaryota; Metazoa; Chordata; Amphibia; Anura; Pipidae. The transcript is spliced from 4 exons.
AGACGGAGCAGGUUUCAUUGCAUCUGACUCAACACUUUGCAACCUCCUCCUUUUAUAAAACAUUGUAGUUGACUCCUGAGUUGCGCCAUAUGGCACCACUAAAGCUGGCUCCACCCAAAAACUAAAGAUUUCUGGGACAUGUAGUUGUUCCAUUACUAAUUUUCUAUUGUAAGUGUUGGAUACAGACUUCAAAUCCCACAAUUCCUGCAAAGUAUAUAAGGAAGAGCCUGUGUUACCGUAAGCAGAACUCUGGGAUUCCAACAAGGAUACGGCCAUUCUUCCCUGCUCACCAUACAGGAGCCAUACUCACUAAUAUACCAGUUGUAUCAGUAUUUCAAGGGAUCAUCUCUACUUCUGGGGUGCCAAGUUACAGGAACAUGGAGGUGCGAGUCCUUUGGCUUUUGCUCUUUGCCGGAUCCAUGGCACAAGAAGACAUGAAUAGAAAUGUCUUCUUCUUCCCCAGAAGAUCUGCUGAUGAUUAUGUGGUUCUGACACCAGUGGUGACUGGGCCGUUACACAAUCUCACCGUUUGCUUGAGGAGCUAUACAGAUGCUGAAAGAUAUGCCCUUCUUACUGUGGGCACACUAGAGUCCCGGAUCUACAAUAUGUUUGUUAUUUUACAAUCCACAUUUAUUUAUUCCCAAACAUCACCAUAUCAGUAUUCCAAUAUCUAUAUAAACAAUAUGGCAUUACCCAUUCCUGAAAAGGCAGUUGUUCUGGACUGGAUACACAGGUGUGUGACCUGGGACUCUAACACUGGGGUUCUACAGCUUUGGGUUAAUGGGAAAGUCUCCCCUCGCGCAGUACUGCAGAAAGGCUUUUCUAUUGAUCUACAGGAUGGUAUUUCCCUGGGUCACAUGCAGCUAAGAUAUCAUAUUAGGCAAAGUCAGCACCGUUCAUAUGAUCGGAAUGAAUGGGAUUCAUCCUCUCUCUUUCAAGGGGAAAUAAGUGAUGUCCAUAUGUGGAAUGAGGUUUUGCCUCCUGAGACCAUAUGGCAGGUUCUGCUAAAUAAUAGGGAUAUCAAUGGGAAUGUCAUUAGCUGGAGGUCUCUGAACUACACUAUUAAUGGGGAUGUGACUGUCCAACCCAAACUCCAGUGUAGAUAUGGCAGUGAGUCUGGCAGCUCAUACAGUCAGUGCUCUAUGGAUUAAUGGAACUGAUAAAACACUAUAGAGUGCCUUUAGAAAUAAGGGGAGCCAUUGUUUCUAGAAAUAAGGGUGCAUCUAGUCAGCCAAAGCUGAUGUUAGGGGAAUGGCAAAAGGGUGAUUUUGUGCGUUUUGUCACCCCAGCAGUGGGAAGAUGACAAACCCUUGUACCGAAUCCCCUAUUCAUUCCUAUGCCAGUUGCCUGUAAUCUUAGGUCAGGUGAUUAUUAGUGAUGAGCAAAUUUUUUCUCCAGGCAUGGAUUCGCAGCAAAUGUCCGCAUUUCGUCAGUGGCGAAUUGCUUCACGAAACUUCUGUGGAAAUUUGCUGUUGGAAAAUUCGUCACUCAGAAUGUGUCACACAUCAAAUUGGGCACGGUCGCGUAAAAAAAAUGCAGACGACAAAAAAA